GCCAACGUUGGAGAACGCCGAGGGUCGUUUUUUUUUAUUUUCCAGCUUGGUUACCUUUCGCUGCUGAUUGACCCGCACUGGUUUGCGGCCAUGAAACGAAAAGAUCCAGCAGAGUCAUCUAAAGAAGCCCUGUCGGCGUGGGAUCGGCGGCGGUUAUACUCAAACCAGCUGCGAGAAAAGGCGCUACGGCGCACGCCCGGAGUUGGACCAUCCUAUACAAAGGAAAGCGAAACCCCUACAAGAGUGAGUCCAAACAAGAACAAAAGCAGGCCUCGAGAAAGCAAGCAUCCCAUGUCACAAAGAAAGCCAUUGAAGUCAGUGCACUCUCUUACUGCAAGAAAUGGCAAUCAGUUCACAGUAGCACUGACAAAGACAUCAAACACAUCUGUAAAGAAACCAAAGGCUUCUCUGCAGUCGGGGAAGGCAGAAAUGACCGUAAAGCCAGGAUCUAAAAGAGCUGGAACAGGGGCAAUGCCAUUGCCAUCAGCAUCUAAGAAAGUCAACCUGUGUGCUCUUGCUUCUGAGCCCACAACAGCCGCUGUCCCCAAGAUGCCUCAACUCGACAAGAGCACCAGGAUGCCUGCAAAAUCACAGCGGCAACCUCAGAAAGCAAAGCAGCCUCUCAGGGUUCCCCUUGCACAAGCAACAGUCCAGCUUUCCCAGAGACCACUGGGCAGAAAGUCAACUGCCCCAGCUCAAACAAAGGUGCACAGUGCAAAAAGAUCACUGGGCCGGAGGUCCCAGGUGGUGAAAGCUCAGACGUCUAGACGAUCAUUCGGAAGAAGUUCAACAAGCAAGCUUUCUGCCAAAACACGCGCACACACUCAGUCACUGUUGGCAAGUGGCACAAGCUGUUCUGUGGGGGAGCAGCCUCGAAAGAGGGCCUCGGAAGGCAGUGGCAAGACUCCAAACAAAACACCUUUAAAGAUGACAAAAGCUGGUUUGUCGCCAUGCCUGAAUGCAAAUAGUGCAUGUGUGGAGCAACGGUCAUCACCGCGUUCGUGCCAGGCCAAAGUUGAAAGAAGAACUAGUCUUCUUGCAUCCUGUUCAACACCGUGUUCAGUGAUGGUUGGGAAGUCUGCUCCAAACUCAUGUGAUACAGUACCAGAUGACACCAAGAGAACUUUAUCACCUGAUAGAUCUAGUGGAAGCACACCUUACCACACUGCACACAGCAUCUGUCUUUCAAGUUCCUCAGGGGGCAGCGUUUCUCCAAUUGGCAAAGUUGGCAGGAAGUUUGCUGGUGGUACGCCUUUUCAUAUUAAGCAACAUUCUUCAUUUGUGUCAGUGACGGAGAGUCCAACAGAAAAAGCAUGUACUGACAGAAUGUCACUUGAAGAUGUGAGUGCUCAGGAUGAGCUGAAUGACACAUUCACACUGGAAAGCCCUGCGCUGUCACCAAAGAGACAAAGUAGCUGCUCCAAGAAGCCACCUUCGUCCUGCCUGCGCAAGGGGACCACCACAUCUCAUGUGAAAAAGUCUGUGUCUUUUACUAUGCCAGGACGACGGAGUGUAACACCCAAAAGGCUACCAAAAACUCCCAUUCGCAGCCGCACAUUGCAGGAAACUCUGAAAGAAUGGCUUAAUGCCCGAGGCUACAGUCUGUCAGCUCUGCGGCAGACCCAUGGUGAUAAUGUGCUGCAUCAAGAAAAGUUUGAGAAGUCUCGGAGGUCAUCUGGCAAACCCAUUAGAACAGCCUUGAUGUCAGCAGACAAUAAGGCAUUGGGAACGUCUCCUGUUCUGCAGAAGUCUGCAAGGCAUUCUUUGCAGCAAAUGAGUGGAAACGAUGAGGCAGCUUCAUCGAAACACGCCAGCUUACCUUCUCUUUUGACAGACCUCCUGCAGUAUUUAGACAAGUCAAAUCCGCCAGAGGAUGUAGAGACAUGGCUCAACCAGCUCGAAGAACAAGUGCCCAGUGUGAUGGAUUACCCAGACUACUGGAUGUGUCGCUGUGUCUGCUAUGAAAAGUCCGGGGACUCAGCCAAAGCUGUAAGGUCGCUCACAGUGGGACUGGACUUUGUCACUACGGGACGCAAUGAAUUGGCUGAUACCUUGGAUGGUCUUAUGAAGAAUGCACCUGGAAAAGCACCUAAAGUGACGCACAACCCGCCCGCAAGAAAGCGAGAGCGUAAGCAGAGCACAGGCGCACGCAAGAAGCAGAAUCUCGAGCAGGUGUCAACAGAAAACAUGUUUGCAUCAACAAUCAUUGACUACAAGGUGUAUGAAAAACCUUGCCUAAAUCAGCUGUCAGCAGCACUCCGUGGCAAACAAUGUCCGAGCGUUGCAGUGAUGACUCCUGUGAGGAGGUCCUCCCGACAUUCAAAGCGCCAUUCCAGUCUUGUGUCACCACCACAGACCUUGCUGUACAAACCAAACUUUGCACUGGGUGAUGAACGUUGAAGAGCCUGCUGCACUGACACUCCAAAAGCAUGGUUCCCCCCCCCCCCCCCCCACCCAGCCAUCUCAUUUAAUAAAGAGCGUUUAUACCAUCUA
Molecule: messenger RNA, 2493 nt
Organism: Dermacentor andersoni
Lineage: Eukaryota; Metazoa; Arthropoda; Arachnida; Ixodida; Ixodidae
Source: RefSeq, a predicted model, not a curated record